Molecule: messenger RNA, 1761 nt
Organism: Macaca mulatta (Rhesus monkey)
Lineage: Eukaryota; Metazoa; Chordata; Mammalia; Primates; Cercopithecidae
Gene: AGMO
Product: alkylglycerol monooxygenase
Biological process (GO): lipid biosynthetic process
Cellular component (GO): endoplasmic reticulum
Molecular function (GO): iron ion binding; glyceryl-ether monooxygenase activity
Source: RefSeq, a predicted model, not a curated record
UGUCUCUACACAGAAUCGGCUGUUGAGUGUGCUCUCAAUGGAGGGUUUUAGCUGUUCUCUGACAAAGAGCUGGUUCUGAGCUGCACAUCUCGUCCUCUUUGUUCAGCCUCUGGCUUCAAGCAUUGAAUCCUAAAUAUUCUCCAGCUGGGAAUCAGACAAGGGCAGAAAUGAAGAACCCAGAAGCCCAGCAGGAUGUUUCAUUUUCCCAGGGAUUUCGCAUGUUGUUUUACACGAUGAAACCCAAUGAAACUUCAUUUCAAACGUUAGAAGAGGUGCCUGAUUAUGUUAAAAAGGCAACUCCAUUUUUCAUUUCCUUGAUGCUACUUGAACUUGUUGUCAGCUGGAUUCACAAAGGGAAGUCACCGGGUCGCUUGGAUGACGCUUUAACGUCAAUCUCAGCUGGUGUUCUGUCUCGACUUCCAAGUCUAUUUUUCAGGAGCAUUGAACUGACCAGUUAUAUUUACAUCUGGGAGAACUACAGGCUGUUCAGUUUGCCUUGGGAUUCUCCAUGGACUUGGUAUUUAACCUUCUUCGGAGUUGACUUUGGCUACUACUGGUUUCAUCGUAUGGCCCAUGAAGUUAAUAUUAUGUGGGCCGGACACCAAACACAUCAUAGUUCUGAAGACUAUAACUUAUCCACAGCACUGAGACAGUCUGUCCUCCAGUUAUAUACUUCCUGGAUUUUCUACUCUCCCCUGGCCCUCUUCAUACCCCCUUCAGUAUAUGCUGUUCAUCUUCAGUUCAAUCUUCUUUACCAAUUUUGGAUCCAUACAGAGGUCAUCAAUAACCUUGGUCCUUUGGAACUGAUUCUUAAUACUCCUAGCCAUCAUAGGGUUCAUCAUGGCAGAAAUCGUUAUUGCAUAGACAAAAAUUUUGCUGGUGUUCUUAUUAUUUGGGAUAGAAUUUUUGGGACAUUUGAAGCAGAAAAUGAAAAAGUUGUAUAUGGCUUAACACAUCCCAUUAAUACAUUUGAACCAAUCAGAGUGCAGUUCCAUCACUUAUUUUACAUAUGGACUACAUUCCGGGCCACACCUGGAUUCUUUAAUAAGUUGUCUGUCAUAUUUAAAGGACCAGGAUGGGGUCCAGGUAAACCAAGACUUGGUCUAAGUGAAGAAAUUCCAGAGGUCACUGGGAAAGAUGUUCCCUUCUCAUCAUCUGCAUCUCAGCUAUUAAAGAUAUACACAGUUGUACAGUUUGCUCUGAUGCUAGUGUUUUAUGAAGAGACCUUUGCAGAUGCAGCUGCACUGUCACAAGUGACUCUCCUUCUAAGAGUUUGCUUCAUUAUCCUGACCUUGACUUCCAUUGGAUUUCUUCUGGAUCAAAGACCCAAGGCAGCUUUUAUGGAAACUCUCCGUUGCUUGAUGUUCCUAAUGCUGUACAGAUUUGGUCACCUGAAGCCUGUAGUCCCUUCCUUGUCAUCUGCUUUUGAGUCAUAUUCUGUUAUAAGUGAAAUUGGGCUCCAGGCCAAGGAGAAAUUUGGAGAACUUUUAAGUUUGAGAGACUGUCUCACAGCAGGAAACCACCCCAAAGUGGAUUGAUCGCAGAAGAAUGUGUUUCCUAUUAUCCAGUUCUCUACCAAACUAUUUUUUUGUAGCUUGAAAAUAAUAAAGAUUUCAUAAGCCCCAAGAGGUCUUUUUUGAUCCAUGAAUGAAGUUACCGUGGAUUCAUAUAACAAAAAUCUGACUUCCUUUCAGCCAUUGAAAUUCAAAACCCUUCCAUUUAUUAGUAUGAAAUAAAAAAAUCCUUCAAAAAAUGUCAAAA